GCGGCGGCGGCGGCAGGAUGAAGUUCGCCGAGCACCUCGCGGCGCACAUCACCCCCGAGUGGCGGAAGCAGUACAUCCAGUAUGAGGCUUUGAAAGAGAUGCUAUAUGCAGCUGUGGACCAGGCCCCUUCUAUAGAAGACACAGAUGAGGACACGGUGAAAAGAUGUUUUGCCACGUUCGAAGAGAAAUUCUUCCAAACCUGUGAGAAAGAACUUGCCAAAAUCAACAUUUUCUAUUCAGAGAAGCUUGCAGAAGCGCAGCGCAGGUUCACCACCCUCCGGACCGAGCUGCAAUCCACCUUGGACGCGCAGAAGGAGGCCAGCGGGGCCUCCACGCUGCAGCGGCGCCGAAAGCCCGUCUUCCACCUGUCCCACGAGGAGCGUGUCCAGCACAGGAACAUCAGAGACCUGAAAUUGGCCUUCAGCGAGCUCUACCUCAGCCUCAUCUUACUGCAGAACUAUCAGAACCUGAACUUCACCGGCUUCCGCAAGAUCCUGAAGAAGCAUGACAAGAACCUGGAGACGGCGCGGGGGGCGGAGUGGAGGGUGGCCGAGGUGGAGGUGGCUCCUUUCUACACCUGCAAGAAGAUCAACCAGCUUAUCUCUGAAACAGAGGAAGUGGUGACCAACGAGUUGGAAGAUGGAGACAGGCAGAAGGCAAUGAAACGUUUGCGAGUUCCACCCUUAGGAGCAGCUCAGCCUGUACCAGCCUGGACUACAUUCAGGGUUGGAUUGUUCUGCGGGUUGUUCAUUGCACUGAAUGUCACUGUCAUACUUUCAGGUGUGGCUUUUAUAGAUGGACCAAAUGUGUGGCCACUGGUGAGAAUCUAUCGAGGUGGCUUUCUCCUGAUAGAAUUCCUCUUUCUCCUGGGUAUCAACACAUAUGGCUGGAGACAGGCUGGAGUCAACCACGUCCUCAUCUUCGAACUCAAUCCCCGCAGCAACUUGUCCCAUCAACAUCUCUUUGAGAUUGCUGGUUUCCUGGGCGUUUUGUGGUGCCUGAGCCUGCUGGCAUGUAUAUAUGGUCAAUUCACCUACAUCCCCAUGCAGGUGAACCCACUCAUCUUGUAUGGCUUCAUGUUGCUUUUUCUCAUCAACCCUACCAAAACCUUAUAUUACAAGUCCCGUUUCUGGCUGCUCAAACUAUUGUUUCGAGUAUUCACUGCUCCCUUCCACAAGGUGGGCUUCGCAGAUUUCUGGCUGGCUGAUCAGCUCAACAGCCUGGUCGUGAUACUUAUGGAUUUGGAAUACAUGAUCUGCUUCUACAGCUUUGAGGUUCAGUGGGAGGACAAUGCUGGACUUCUGGCAGAUACAGAUAAUCAGAUUUGUAACAGCUACUCCUACGGAGUGAGAGCAGUUGUCCAGUGCAUCCCUGCUUGGUUGCGAUUCAUCCAGUGCCUGCGCCGUUACCGCGAUAACAAACGGGCCUUUCAUCUGGUUAACGCUGGAAAAUAUUCCACCACCUUCUUCGUGGUGACAUUUGCAGCCCUCUACAGCACUCACAAAGCUAAAAACCACAGUGACACCCAAGUGUUCUUCUACCUGUGGAUUAUCUUCUGUUUCAUCAGCUCUUGCUAUACCCUCAUUUGGGACCUGAAGAUGGACUGGGGUCUCUUUGACAAAAAUGCUGGUGAAAAUACCUUUCUCCGAGAAGGAAUUGUCUACCCACAGAAAGCAUACUACUAUUGUGCCAUUGUAGAAGAUGUCAUCCUGCGUUUUGCGUGGACCAUCCAGAUCUCCCUCACUUCCAUGCAAAUCUUUCCCUACGCUGCAGACAUCAUUUCUACUGUGUUUGCCCCACUUGAGGUGUUCAGGNNNUUUGUGUGGAACUUUUUCCGUCUGGAGAACGAGCACCUGAACAAUUGUGGUGAGUUCCGUGCGGUGAGGGACAUCUCGGUGGCGCCGCUGAACGCGGACGACCUGACACUGCUGGAUCAGAUGAUGGAUCAGGAGGACGGCGUCCGGAACCGCCGCAAGAACAAGCAGUGGAAGCGCAGCCUGAGCGUGUCCCUGCGCAGGCCUCGCCUCGCCUCACAGUCCAAGGCUUCUGACACAAAGGUAUUGAUAGAGGACCUAGCAAACGAAGUGAACACAUGAGAUGGCCACGUUCUCUUAUUCCACAUCCUUUGUUUUCUCGUUCUGUUCCCCUCUUCCCCAAGUAACCCGAGCUCUGGUACAGAUCCAGCUGAAAACAGGAGAAAACACUGAACACGUUUUCCGAGCUCUUCCAGACCAGAUCCUAUGGACUCCAACAAGCUCACUGUGUUUCGUUUCUUUUCUUCUGGGUUAAUUUUAAUGUUCUAUUUUAAACAAACAAACAAACAAAAAUAAAAUAUUUUACUUUGUUUUGCCAAUAAAGAGGACAGUUCAGGAAAGAAGGAUUGUUUACAGUCUCAACAAGGACAUACAAACCUUAUCUGGAUAACGAAGCAUCAUAGGGACUCCCUCAUGGGACAGUGCCGAGAGCACACUCGGUUUCUGCUUGGCCCGGUUUUAACUGGUUGAAACCGGACUUUUUAAAUCUGAUUUUUUUUUUUUUGUUGUUUUUUUUGUUUUUUCAGUUAUUUUUUUAUUUUUUUCCUUCAUAUCCAGCGCUGAGGCACUGGCUGCACUUGCAGGGAAAGUGCACUUAGAGCAGUAUCUUCAUUCAUGAAGCUACUUUUUAAUUUGAUGUAACUUUUCUUAUAAUUUUUUGGAAAUAUGAUGUAUCUGCUGCAUAUAGUUUUCACAUUAUUUAUGAAACUUAACAACCAUAUGAGAGUGAUUUUGAGUCCUGUGCAAUUGAAGGUUGUAACGGUGAAACAAAGUGGGGAAUGUAGAUCUCCAUCUCCAGGGUCGUGGGGUGAUGCCCCUGCAAAUAACCCCUCUCGUGAGACAACUUGCACCUGUGUGUACCUUCUCUCUCUUUUAUUUCUUUUCAAUUUUAUUUUAAACCAAAGUUUCUCUUUCUGAUAUUUUUUUAGUUGCUGCUACUGCUUCUGGGCAUGUCGCUCGUGCCGGUUCAAAGCCAACUCCUCCAUGUGUGAAAGUAGUGCAGAUGAUCCUGAGAUGAUCCUAAGGAAAGGAGAGUUGGUUCCCACCAACAGCACAAAACACUGGGUGAACAAAGGCUUUGGAACUGCAUUCUCCAGAUCAAAAAAAGUACUUUUCCAAGCCUUAGAUGUGUCCUGAGGGCAUCUCAGCCCGAGCAGGGAGCUUUUCAGGAGUUCUCCAGCAGCCCAGCAAAGUGGGACAAGGCGAGGAGGUGACAGUUCUCAUGGGACAGGGGGUUCAUCAGGCUGGGGCUUAGGAGUGGUGCUUUGCUCCAGGGAGCAUGGAAAGAUCUGUGGUGUGCUCACACGAUGGGGAAGGUGAGAUGGAAAACAGCUCUUCUGUGGCUUCUGGUUGAGCAAAAAGCCUCUGUUGGGCACUGUCCUGGUGAUCUGCCCCUUGGCUCAUCCCAUUCCCCCAGUUUGGGAAGUGGGAUAAUUGAGCAGAUCUGGGUAAUGGACAGCUGAGCAAAUUGUGUUGGAUGAGAGAUGUGACUUGGAUGGCCUCAGAGUCCUUCCCUUGGCUCGCCCUGUUCUCCCUGGGUCUGCAAGGGAAGGGUGAAACUCCUGAAGGAGGAUCCUCACCUGGCUGGUGAUGGUUUGGGUGAUGGAAUUGCAGGAUUCUCCCCUCUGUUGCUGUUUGGUGGUUGUUCCCCUUAACCAGCCCAAUGUCUCCCAUGGCUGGUGUGUUCCAUUUCCUCAGUUUGCCUGCUGUGCCUCUUGCCCAGAGGAACUGGAGAAGGAAACUUGGUUCUCUUCAUUUAACUGGAAAUAGAUUAAAACCCCGUUGUGGUGCUGCUCUGGUGGGAGCAGAGCUGGAUGAGCUGGGGCUGUGCUGUCCAUCUCCCCUGGAUUCCUGCCUUUACCUCCCCUUGGUCAUUCCCAUUCACAUGGAAGUGGAGUCUGGGAUAUAAAACCCCUUAAAUAUUAAAAUAUUUCAGGUUCCUAAUUUGCAUUGGUGCCAUGUCCAAACCAUGUGAAGGUAUUUGCAGCAGUGGGGAAUGGAGCCAUCCCUGCCUGGGGAGGUUAGGGGAGGGCAGCUGCACUGGGAGGGAGGCAAGCCAAAAUUAUUUGGAUUCAUUCAAAUCAAGUAACAGCACUGGGUGUUACUUAAGCAAGUGGGUUUUUUAUACAAAGAAUCUGAGCUUAAUUGGUAAUUGUCUUCCUUUCAGAGGGAAAUUAAAAAUACAGAGAGACAUCCUGAGCAAUUUGGUCCAGUGGAGGGUGUCCCUGCAGGACAGGGGAUUGGAACUAUAUGGUCCUUAAGGUCGCUUCCAACCCAAACCAUUCCAUGGUUCUGUGGUUUGGAAAUUAUUCCAGUCCCUUGGGAGCACCCUGCCUUCCUCAGCUGGGCUGGGGAGGGCAGGGCAUGGCUGUGUGUCCAUCUGUCCAUCCUGCUGCUGCACCCUCCAACCCUCUGCUUCCCAACCUCCUGGGGAGGGUGGGGUUGCAAGUGAUUAAAUUCUUACUCUGUAGUUAACCCAAAUCCUUAUGGGAAGCAAGAAUUUGGUGUGUCCAUCUGCUCUGCUCCUUGCUCUGCUCUUUCUCUUCCCUUUUUCUGUCUUUACUGGCAGGAGAAGUAAGGGGUGGGGGGAAAAAAGGGAGGUGGUGCACUACGACAAGCAAACAUUAUCUCCUAAAAUAAAACAUGGUCCCUUUUGGCAGUGGAGAUGCUGUCUUGGGGGAAAGCAGCCUGAAUUCCCAGAAGUGUGGCUUUUAAAGGCUCCUAGCUCCCAGCCCUGCCUGUUCCCUCCCUCCCAGGGAUUUCUGAGAAAUCAGGCGUGCAGAUUCCUCCUGAGAGCAGCGAGCACUAAAGCCGGGAUGGCUCCACAUCUACGAGAACAUCUGGCCAAUAAAGGGAGACCUAAUGAAGCAGAACAGAUGGUGAGAGAAAAUAGCUCUGGCACUCCUUGGGAGCAGCAGGAGCGAGGGGAGUGGGGACAUUUCCUGAGCUGGGCUUUGCUCAUGGGUGCUUGAAAACACUCCUGUAGGGAGAGCAGCGGGGUGGCAGUCCAGAAGGACAGAGCAGCGUUAAAAGGAGCUGAGGGUGAGGGUUUUAUCCACUGCUUCAGUUGUUGGGAUGCAGCUGGAUGGGAAGUGGAAUCUGAGGAAGGUCUUCAAGCUCUGGCUUUCAGGUGUUGGGCUGUGCCUCGUGAUUCAGUGGAGGUUGAGUUGUACAGCUCUGAGGAUGGUGUGGAGCUGCUUUGGUGUGGUGAAACCCAUUAGGGAGGGCUAAGGAGAGGAGAUGCCGCACUGUGGCGUUUAUGACUUCUGGAGAUUCCCUUGAACUCACUUCUCCAUGCUGAUUCCCUCCUGCUUUCCUGGGGAUUUUGGGGUUGCAGGGGCUGAGGUGUUGCAGCAUCCAGAAUUGAUUUGCUGGCUGGGGUUCCCCAUGUGGCUUUGGGAUGGUGUCACCAGAAACACCGGCUCCCUGUGCCUGGGCAGUGCCAUGGGUGUGCUCCUGACAGGACUGGGACAGGAUUCAUGGCAUGGGUGUGUCCCAGCAGGGCAGGAUUGGGAUCUUUGGACUCAGCAAGGAGGAGUGGGAGCUUCUCCAACGAGAACCGAUGCUGUCCCACCACAUUUUAAAAGAAAUGCAUUUGCAGCACUCCUGGCUGCAGCCUGUAUGUAUCCAGCAAGCUCCUACCUCUCUCAUCCAGGUGCAUUCCCAAAGUCAGCUGCUGUUCAUCCUACGCCUUUCCCAACCCUGCUCCUGGCCCUCCUCAUUCUCUCAGUGUCUUUGCUGUUUGUCUGAUUCCAAUGAAAGGGGUCAACUGGCAGCAGCCUUCAGCAUGAACUUCUUGGGAUGGGAGGGAUCUCUGGUGGAAAUCUCAGCAGAGCUGGAUCCUGCUGCUCCAUCUUCCCUAAAAACGCUUGUGCUGCUUGUUCUGCCUCCGUGCUGGCACUGUGCAAGGCCAGUGUGGCAGACAGGGAGGGAAGGCAUGUUCCUCAUGUUCCUGUUCCAGGAGAUACCCUGGGGAUUUCACUUCCCACGAGCAGCGCAGACAGUGUGAAGCCUUUGCUGUGUUUUGAACGGCCGAGCGGAUUUGGCCUGGUCCUGCAGGGAUGCUGCCGUGCUCUGCCCUCGUCCCCAGCGUCCUGCCGUGUGCUGGGAAGUGUCCUGGGGCUGGCACAUGGCUUGGCAAGCUGGGGACACAAAAGCCACUUUGCUCACAUGCUGCAUCCCAGCUCCACAUCCUCCCUCCUCUCCUCCGCCCUUCUGCUUCGCACUCGCAGGGGGAAGGUGAUCUUCUGCCUUAAAACAUUUUUAAUUUUUUUUUUUAAUUUACUUUUGUAUUCCAGAAGGCAAUCAGAUUGUUUUGUUUCCUUGGAAAAGAGGGGCUGGGGCUCCUGGGGGAAGAGUGGGAAAUCCCUACGGUACCUCUGCAGCAGUCACGGCUGGGCUCAGUGGCUGUCACCUCAUCAAACCCUUCACAUCACCCCAACCCCAAACUCUGCACCUUGGGGCCAGUGUCCCCUGCUGCCACCGUGGGCUAAACCAUCCUGGGGUGUCACCAUCCCUGGGGGCUUCAGUCCCUGCUGUGACACCCCAGGAAUGGGACACAAUGCGGGGAGCACCCCGGUGCUGACACCCCAGCCCUGUCCCUGUCCCUGGCCUUGGCACAGCCCUGGCAAAGCAGGCGAGGGGCCCUGUGGCCUGACAGUCCCUCGAGCUCUGUAAACCAAAUUGCAAACUCUUCACUCCAGAGGAGAAAUUGGGCAUCCUGGUAGAACUUGCGAUGACCUCUCCAUCCCGCAGGUCCUCGUGGCGAAGGAUCGGCGCUUGGAAGAGGCCCGGGGUGGAAAUGCCAAAGUUCCCCCUGGGUCCCGCUGCCGCCUUCCUCUCCCCCUCCCCGCUGUGUUGGUCUAAAUGAUCUUUCUAUGAAGCCCUGUAGAUGUCAAAAGUAAUUAUGGAGUGUGAUUAGUCCUCUGUGGGUGCUUUCUUUCUUCCCCCCCCCCUUUCUCUUUUGCUUUCCCCUUCUCCACUCUUCGGUUUUGGCUCAGUGGAAAAGGUGAGGACAAAGAAUUGCCGCUUGCUUGGACUCAUGAUGUAUCUGUGACUGCGCUAUUAGCUGUCUCCUCCUCCCUCCCCAAAUGGAUAUAAUUUUUGAAGUGUGGAAUUCCCUUCUUGAUAAGUAGGUUUUAAAAAAAAAUAAUAAUACUGCACAAUGUGAUACUGUUUCAUAGUUUCUAGGUGGUUGUAUAAAGCAAAGUUAAUGUGAUUGUGUUUUUUCAAAGGAAAAAGUGAUUGGUUACGAAAUCUGUCCUUUUUUCAUUAUUACAAGCUCUUUGUUUUCCAAUGA
Molecule: messenger RNA, 7332 nt
Organism: Parus major (Great Tit)
Lineage: Eukaryota; Metazoa; Chordata; Aves; Passeriformes; Paridae
Gene: XPR1
Product: xenotropic and polytropic retrovirus receptor 1
Exons: 15
Coding region: 18-2096 (692 amino acids)
Biological process (GO): cellular response to phosphate starvation; phosphate ion transport
Cellular component (GO): cytoplasm; plasma membrane; Golgi apparatus
Molecular function (GO): inositol hexakisphosphate binding
Source: RefSeq, a predicted model, not a curated record